AAUGGUCAACGACUGGUCACCAGAACCGCCGAGAGAAGCGGAGGAAGUGUCAUGUAAUAAUUCAGAAAUUGCACCCUUUGGCUUAACUAGCUCAGACAGCGAAGAUGACAGCGUUCAUCCUGAUGGUUAUGAACCAUUAACUAAUAUGGCACUUGAAGAAGCAGAGAACGAAGUGACUGAUACCGACUCAUUUGGUGGUGACACUGAAUGGUUUGAGCAGCAGAAUGGUGAUGCGGAAAUAGAACUGUCAAGAGAUUUAUUGCCACAAGCAAGUAAUGGCAGCAUCUCACAGCUUUGGGCCGGCCCAGCGAGGGACAUUGCGUUGGGAACAGAGGGAGCGGCCGCUGUGCGAGCUGCCAUGGAGGGCUUCAGCCUGCCUCCAACUGCAGUGCCUGCUUGGGCAUCCACCGUUCCAGAGGAGCAGUGGACAGACAUGCUGCGGCAACGGAUUACGACCUUGCAGCAGCACCGACAGCAGCGUCAGACACAGGAAGAGUCACCUUCUGUUUGAGUGUCAGUGUGUAUAAGUGUUUGACUGAGAGACCACAGUGUGCAAGAUUCUGAACUCUAUAAGUGAAGCUUUUAAUGGAUGCUCAUUCUAUAGAAAUGUUUGCUGUUCUAGACUUUUAUUGCUUCCUGUAGAGUUGGCUCAGGUGAGCAACCUGAGGGACUAAUUUUAUUUUAGUUUUACAAAUAUCGGUUGUUUGGAGACAGCUUUGCGAACAGACUGUGCAAAUAAGCUGUAUACACCGAGUAGUAUUUAGAACCUUCUCUGACCAAUCAUUCAUUAUAUGCCAUGUUACACAAAUAAAAUUGGUGAAUAUAUUGUA
Molecule: messenger RNA, 830 nt
Organism: Schistocerca gregaria
Lineage: Eukaryota; Metazoa; Arthropoda; Insecta; Orthoptera; Acrididae
Exons: 3
Coding region: 2-511 (169 amino acids)
Biological process (GO): spermatogenesis
Source: RefSeq, a predicted model, not a curated record